AUGAUAGUGUAUUGACCGUUCGUCAGUUCCGUUUCCGGUAAAUCCUGUUUAGGGGAACUGCAGUAGGAGGUGGGAGGAAAUAUGUGUGUCUUUGGACCUAUAAUUUUGUGGUCCCCCUUCUGAUGUUGAUAGGAGUCGGAUGGUAAAGUUUUUCUAGGAUAGGCAGAUACACAACGUGAUCCCAACGAGCUGCUGUCACGCGGAGAGUUAAGGUGUGUGCGUAGGGGACGGUUAUCAUCAGUCAUUACAGUGACACCUCAUGGCUGUUACGUCAUGUCCAUCUUCUGGGCAGUCGCUUGGAACGAGAAGGAUGAUGGAUUUUCCUGGGCAUUUUGAUCAUAUUUUUCAGCAGCUAAAUUAUCAGCGGCUUCAUGGACAACUUUGUGACUGUGUUAUUGUAGUGGGGAAUCGCCAUUUUAAAGCUCAUCGUUCUGUUAUGGCAGCAUGCAGUACCCACUUCAGGGCUCUUUUCACUGUGACUGAGGGUGAUCAAACGAUGAACAUGAUUCAGCUGGAUAGCGAAGUUGUCACGGCUGAAGCUUUUGCUGCUCUUAUAGACAUGAUGUACACAUCUACUCUCAUGCUUGGAGAAAGCAAUGUUAUGGAUGUUUUGUUAGCUGCCUCUCAUCUGCACUUGAACUCUGUUGUAAAAGCUUGCAAGCACUAUUUAACAACAAGAACUUUGCCUAUGUCCCCACCAAAUGACAGAGUUCAGGAGCAGAAUGCUCGGAUGCAGAGAUCUUUUAUGUUCCAACAACUAGGGCUUAGUCUAGUCAGCUCUGCUUUGACUUCUAACCAGAAUACUGAUGACCAGCAGAAUGCCAUGAGAAACAACAUGGUUGAGCAGCGGGCUGCUUUUUCUAUUCGACGUUUCCAUAAAAGGAAGCCCUCUGCUGAAGAGAGACCUAGACAGAGAAUAAGACCUUCAUUGGAUGAAGCUAGUGUAUCAGAAAUUGCAACAGAAAAUGAACAAGCUAUGGUGCAUUCCCAUGAAGAAUUUUUUUCUCCUGACUCUCUGAAAGCUGCAGAACAUCACAAAUCUGAAGCAGUUGGCGAUAGUCAUGAAGAAAGCAAUAUGAUGUUUGAUCAGUCAUUUGGCACACAAGAAGAUUCACAAGUGCCAAGUCAGUCAGAUAACAGUGCAACAAGUCUCUUACAGAUGUCUAUGACAUGUCAACCAAACCAAGCCGAAACUAGUUUUGAUCAGGAAGUAUCUGUUGGAAAACCAGAUUAUCAUUCAGAUCACCCUGACCUGGGUCUAAACGGAAAAGAAGAACACAUGAGAAUUGUAGUAAAAUCAGAACCCCUGAGCUCACCAGAACCUCAAGAUGAAAUUAGUGAUGUUACUUCCCAAGCUGAAGGUAGCGAGUCUGUAGAAGUUGAAGUAGGCAUGGUUAGUGCAGACAAGAUAGAACUGAGUCCAGAAAGUAGUGAUCGAAGUUUCUCUGAUCCUCAAUCCAGCACCGAUAGAGUCGGUGAAGUACACUUGUUGGAAGCCACAAACAAUUUGGAUUCCAAGUCUACAUUUAGCAUUUCAAGUUUUUUGAGCAAGAGUAGAGCUAGCAGUUAUAAUGGCAACCAAAGCAAUGAUGACAAUAUUCCAAAUACGACAAGUGACUGCAGAAUGGAUGGUGAAGCACCUUACUUAAUGAGCCCUGAGUCAGGAGUGCCUACAGGUGGCCAUUCAUCUACAGCAAUGUCCCACUCAGAGAAUCCUUUUAGUGAUUCAUCAGAUUCCCAUUUUGUUAGACCUAUGCAGGAAGUAAUGGGAUUACCUUGUGUUCAGAGUUCAGGAUAUAGAUCAGGAGACCACUUUGGUUUGGACUAUUCAAGAUCUGGCAUGGGAUUCAAUUCUUUAUCUAGAACAAUGAUCAGUUCCUCAAGAGGGGGAUCUAGUGCCUUUCCUGGUUAUCGUCGCAUAGCCCCAAAAAUGCCUGCAGUUUCUUCAGUGAGAAUGGAAGGCUCACAGAUGCAAGAUAAUGCCCCUAGUUCACAAAUGAUGAUGAAUGGUGCCAGUUCUUCUUUUGACACUUCACAGCAGGGCCCUCCACAGUUAACAAGGGCCUCUGCUGAUGUUCUUUCAAAAUGUAAAAAAGCUCUCUCUGAGCACAAUGUUUUGGUUGUAGAAGGUGCUCGCAAGUAUGCUUGCAAAAUAUGUUGCAAGACAUUUUUGACUUUAACAGAUUGUAAAAAGCAUAUUCGUGUGCACACUGGAGAAAAACCAUAUGCUUGUUUAAAGUGUGGGAAGAGGUUCAGCCAGUCAAGCCAUUUGUAUAAGCAUUCCAAAACUACCUGUCUGAGGUGGCAGAACAAUAGCCUGCCUAACACUCUACUUUAACUGUUGGUGCUUAGCAUUUAAAUGGAGGAUCUUUUGUGGUAAAAUAAGUAAUUAGGCAUGACCUACAGCUUUGCAGUGCAUAAAGCUCUACAUAAGUAAAGUUUGGUAGUAAUCAUUUAACAUGCAGUCUAACUGCCCUAGCAGGGAAUGUCCAGGUGGUUCUUUUCUCUUGUAAAUACAUGAUUUAGGUGUGUGGGUGGUGCACAGCUGUACAGCUAUAGCCAUACUUAGGUUCAUUAUGAAAGACCUUUGAGAAAGUGGGAAGAUCUUAACUAGGAAAGCAAGGCAUGUUCUUGCUGUAUAUGAUGACCAGAUGGCAAAGUACUUGGCCAGUUUUGUUUGUCAAAGAAUGCGCCAUGUUCCACACUGGGUGCUUACUAACGUGUAUGUAUGUGCCAUUUCCAAAACGAUAUUCAGAAUAGUGAAUGCUGAUGCUCUUGAAAUACAAAAAAAAUGUGUGGUUGAACUGUUGGUAGUACCUCAAUUAAAUCCACUGUCAGAAAUGUGUUUUGUACACAGCUCAGAGCACAAAGUCGCAUUCUGAAGUUCUAUUUCAGUUAUUAACCAGGUGUAUCAGACACCAGUGAUAGCACUUGCAUCAGUAUUUGCUGUUUGAUCAAACAACAUUACAGUGCUUAGGAACCAAUUAAGUAUAAGAUGACCAGACAUAAAUUAUCCAUUCAGUGCUUUUGAGUCAAAUUCGAUUGCUUUAGUCUCCACAAGAACAGCAGAUGCCACCCACAAUGUGUGAAGGCAAGUAGGGGAAUAGAGGCAGAUUGCAAUGCCUUUCAUUCUUAUCACACCUACACACCUAUGGACAGUGUGGAGUCACCAGUACACCUACUGUUUGCUUUUGGGAUGUGGGAGGAAAACAGAGUACCUGAAGAAAACCCACAGAGGGACAGAGAGGACAUGUAGACUCCACACAGAAGGCAUCCCUGCCAAUAAAAGAAUAGCAUUUCUUACUGUGAGGCAACAGCGCUGCUCACUGCACCACUUUGUUGCUCCGACAUAAAUAUACCAGCCAUAUGCCUUACCUUACUUAUCAAUAGAGAGAGUCAUCUUUAAGACAAGAGUGACCAGAAAAAUAUCCAAAAGGAUUUUAGGGGUGUGUGGGUUAAAGUUAUCUCUGGCAGCUAUAUUAUAGUGAAGUGUGCAGCGUGAAACAUGAAUGUUAUUUUUUUCAGAAAACAAAUGAGCUUCUUAAAAUCCAUUUCUUGCACAUUAUGUAAUAUAUCAGUUGGGUAACUCUGUAAUGUGUCUAUUAUGUAACUUCAAGGUUUACAGCAUGCAGGGACCUUUCAUUCUUACCAUUGAAGUCACAGAGAAUCAGAAAUAUCUGUGCGACAUAAUCCUGUGGUUCAGGAUGCUUUCUCAUUCAGUAUUGUGGGUAGACUACCGGAGUCAUUUAUAUACAGAAAUUUUAUAUUCAUAUUUUAUGUAUACCAUGAUAGAUUGAGUAUCACUUAGUUCCAGGACUGAAGUUCAAGAGGUUUAACUGUUUUGAUUUGAGGGAUUUAGUUUUGUGUAAUUGUUACUUUUUUUCUGUAAUACCAAUUGCAUGUAGCAAUUCUUUCUUCAUGAAUAUGCCCCAUUCAUUUAAGUGUUCUUGGGCGUAGUUUAGGAGGAGUUCAGCGCUGUCAGAGGAUGCCAGUUAAUUUUUUGUAGAGUUUUGUAUUAAUUUUUGUUGCAGGCUUCCACCCCACUGUUUCAAUCUUGACAUUCUGUCUGUUGUUGAUACUAGCAGUCUUAAUUUGCAAAGAGGGCAUAUGUUACAACAGCAAGAAAAGUGCUAUGGUAUUAAAAGUGACUGAAGCUUUGAGGGUAUGUACUUGUGAACACUUCAUUUUUGCUACUUUAAAAAAAUGGUGCUCAUUUAUUACACUGCUUAUUUACUAGAAAUUGCACAGUUUUUCAAGUAUACAGCACUUUUCACCAACCUGAAUUUAAUUUCUUGUAAUUUAAAAAUAGUCUGGCAAACAAUCUGUACCCUAUCUGCAGCACUAACGGGCAGUAAAGUAGUGGUUGUUGUUGGGAUAUCCUUAAAUCCAGCAAAUUAAAAAAAAAUUAGUUUCUGUUUAAAAUGUCAUGACUCCUGCUAGUUAUUUGGGUUUACAAUCAAAAUGUGGAAAUGCAGUUCUUUGAAAACGAGUCGGUCAAAUGUGUGUUCUACCAACUCCCAUAUUGUCAAACUGAAAAUGUAUGACUUCAUAUUAGCGAAAGUGAAUACACAUUUGCUAAUAUGAAGUCAACGUUUUGAAUUUAAAUCACAGUACAGUGUGGACCGGGAAAUGUUCCCUUUUCCUCACUGUAGUGCUAUCUCAAAGUCAGUAUAUAUAAUAUGCAGGGUGUGUGGGGGAGGUGCAGGGGGGGCUUGCCCUCCAGCAAAAACAUUGGAACUUCCGUUGUUCAAAUGCCGAUUCCAUGCAUUUAUGACAGGUUGGUAAUUCGGUAUUACCAAAUGCAGAUAAGUCGGAUCAUUUUGUGGAAAAAUUUUUUGAUUUUUCACAUUUUGAUAGUAAACGUAUAUAUAUGUGUGUGUGUGUGUGUGUGUGUGUGU
Messenger RNA from Protopterus annectens (West African lungfish), 4898 nucleotides. RefSeq names its product zinc finger and BTB domain containing 5 (gene ZBTB5). Lineage: Eukaryota; Metazoa; Chordata; Ceratodontiformes; Protopteridae. Gene Ontology annotation, biological process: regulation of transcription by RNA polymerase II. The transcript has 3 exons. Bases 260 to 2338 code for a protein of 692 amino acids. Gene Ontology annotation, molecular function: protein binding; RNA polymerase II cis-regulatory region sequence-specific DNA binding; DNA-binding transcription factor activity, RNA polymerase II-specific. The record is from RefSeq and is a predicted model, not a curated record. Gene Ontology annotation, cellular component: nucleus.